This is a messenger RNA of Aspergillus pseudoviridinutans, 435 nucleotides long. RefSeq lists its product as uncharacterized. The record is from RefSeq and is a predicted model, not a curated record. The transcript is spliced from 2 exons. Lineage: Eukaryota; Fungi; Ascomycota; Eurotiomycetes; Eurotiales; Aspergillaceae. The coding region runs from base 1 to 435 and encodes 144 amino acids.
AUGUGCGGAACCACCCACCGUCCCGCCUCCAACGGCCGCAUCGCAGUCAUGUUCCCCUCCCCCUCAACCAAGAGCAUGAACACGUACUCGCUCUUCUUCCACGAGGGUCAUGGCCAGACCCGGUCCCAUACGCGAGCGGUCUUCCGGCUCGAAGAUCCCAGCACGAGAGCUGCAUUCGGGAAGUGCGAGAGUAUCGAUUUGAGGAUUGAGCGGUAUGGGGACCUGACGUCUGAGUUGACUGCGCCGCCGCUGCAUCGGUUCCGGCUACGGCCUAAAUCGGUGCAAAAGGGGAUGGAGAUGGAGUUUGUGCUGCCCGAGAGGUUGGACCUUGGGGUUUCGGAGAGGGGGAUUGUAGGGAGGCAGGUUACUGUUGUUGCCGAGGGAGGGAGCAGCGAGGUGCUGGGAAUGGGGAUGGGGAUUGUUGGGUAUGAUUAG